This is a messenger RNA of Fulvia fulva, 993 nucleotides long. RefSeq lists its product as uncharacterized. The transcript is spliced from 3 exons. The coding region runs from base 1 to 993 and encodes 330 amino acids. The record is from RefSeq and is a predicted model, not a curated record. NCBI's taxonomy places the organism in Eukaryota, Fungi, Ascomycota, Dothideomycetes, Mycosphaerellales, Mycosphaerellaceae.
AUGUUCUCACGCCUCAACCAACUCUCGAGACACCUAUCUCGUCCCCUCCCCAACUACCUCCACUCCGGCGCCGCCUCAUCACACACUCCCUCCAUCCUGACAUCAUCAACACCACGAUUCACCAUGGCCGCCGCCGACAACAGCAAGAAGAUGAUCCACACCGCCGGAUGCCUCAUUAUAGGAGAUGAAGUUCUUGGUGGAAAGACCGUCGAUAGGAACAGCGCCUGGUUCGCGAAAUUCUGCUUCAAUCUGGGCAUCGCCCUCAAACGUGUUGAAGUUAUUGCCGAUGAUGAGGGCGAGAUCAUUGAGGCUACGCGUCGCAUGUCGAAGAACUACGAUCUUGUUGUGACGUCUGGAGGCAUUGGACCGACGCAUGAUGAUAUAACGUACCAGUCCAUUGCUAAGGCAUUUGAUCUGCCAUUAGUACUGCAUGAGGUGGCAUAUGAGAAGAUGAAGAAGCUCAGCAGACCCGAUCGCAACCCCAACUUCUCCUGGGACGUCGACAGUCCCGCAAAGAGAGCAAAGCUACGAAUGAUCCAACUCCCCUACAACAAAGACCUCCCCGACGACCAACAAGUCCUCUUCGUCGCCGACGACCUCUGGGUCCCCAUCUCCGUCGUCAACACCAACAUCCACAUCCUGCCCGGCAUCCCCCGUCUCUUCGAGAAAAUGCUCACAGGCCUGAAACCCUCCUUACUCCCUCGUUUGGUCGAUCCAGAAGGCAAGGGGGUGCACAGGAUUCUAUUCAGCACGCCGUUGGCGGAGAGUGAGGUGGCAGAGUAUUUGACGGAGCUUGCGGCGAAGGUGGAGCCGAAGGGUGUCAAGGUUGGGAGUUAUCCGAGGUGGGGAAAGAGUAGGAAUACGGUGACGUUGGUGGGGAAGGAUAGGGAGUUUAUGGAGAGUUUGGUCGCGGAGGUGGCGGAGAAUGUUAAGGGGAAUAGGAUUGAGGUUGAGGGGGAGGAUGAUACGGGUGGCAGUGAUAAGGACUCGUAG